Messenger RNA from Kazachstania africana CBS 2517, 465 nucleotides. RefSeq lists its product as uncharacterized. The transcript has a single exon. Lineage: Eukaryota; Fungi; Ascomycota; Saccharomycetes; Saccharomycetales; Saccharomycetaceae. The coding region runs from base 1 to 465 and encodes 154 amino acids. The record is from RefSeq and is a predicted model, not a curated record. Gene Ontology annotation, cellular component: ubiquitin ligase complex.
AUGGGCAUUCGCACUUCAUUCUACAUUGAUUAUCCAAUGUUUCUCUCCGCUGCACCAUGUGAUAACGUGUCGGUUUCCGGUGAUAUGUACUCUCUAGUUCAUUCAAACAGAAUUAAAGCUGUCAUUGAUAGGAAAAUUGAAUAUAUAGAUGCAACAAAUUUUAGAAUAUUUGCUUGUAGGAAUUGUCUGACACAUCUAACAUCGACAAAUGAAAUCAUUUCACGAAAUUAUAGAUGUGAAUCAGGUAAAGCAUUUUUGAUGAAUAAUAUAACCAAUAUUAUAGAAGAUCUAUCGAAUUGUGAAUUGAGAUCAAUGAUCACUGGUGAAUAUCUCGUCUGCGAUAUAUACUGUCAUUUCUGUCGCACUACAUUGGGUUGGAAAUAUUUGAAAGCAGAUUCUAAAGAUCAAGCUUUCAAAGAAGGUAAAUUUAUUAUAGAUUUGAAGAAAAUUACUCUCACUACGUAA